AGUCAAGCUGCUCCAACUUAAGAUCGAUUUAUCAAUGAUCGAGCCGGAAUUUUGUUUGAGUCCCAUAGUUUGUGAGUAUUGAUGACCCGACCCUUAAUCGACCGCCGUUUCGGCAUUUCGUCGGACCACUUAUAAACCUUGAUUUCGUUAACACUGCCCAUCUUCACUCCUCCAGUCUCAGAAUAUCAGCAACGCCAUUUCCUUGCCCAAACAGAACCUCCAAAAAUGCAAGAUCAGGCAGAAACGGGAAGCAAAAAGGCAAAGAAAGCGAAUCUCUUAGAUCACCAAUCCAUCAAACACAGCCGCGACGAAUCCGCCUCUGAGAUUGUUAGGAGUCGUGGAUAUGUAGAAGAUGUGAGGAUGAGUAAUGUCAAAGUAUUCCUUGGAACGAUUAUAAUUGUAAUCGCUCUUUUUGGUCAAUUUUACAAAAAGAAGUUCCCCGAGAACCGCGAUUUCCUCAUCGGUUGCGUCGUUUUAUAUCCUUUUUCUCAGAGUUUCUUUAUAUUGUUCUAUGGACUACUCCAGCUGAUCAUCUACACAAAGGAAAAGAACGCAAUUCUAUUUACUUAUCCUCCUGCAGGUUCCAUCACUAGCACCGGUUUGGUGGUCUCUUCAAAGUUGCCAAGAUUCUCUGAUCUUUAUACACUUACUACAGCAAGUUCAGAUCCCAAGUCAAUAUCUGCCGGAAAACCAGUUGAGUUCACUAAAAGUGUUACCCAGUGGUUAGCUAAGGGUGGAGUAUUGAUGGAGGAUCAAUUCUGGAAGGAUGUUGAAACACUAGUAAAUGAUUACGCGGCGGAACCAAAGAAAAAGAAAUGACUAUGUAGUAAGGCUUACUUUGAUAGGUUACCGGUUAGACUCUGAAUUCUGGCCAUGUUGUGACUUUGAUUUAGAUUUUCACCAAAAUUAUUGUUCGUGUGGAAAAUUUUGAGGUAAAAAAAUCAACUUUGCCUGAAGAUUAGAAGACAAUUUACAUCGAUGGUC
This is a messenger RNA of Durio zibethinus, 984 nucleotides long. The record is from RefSeq and is a predicted model, not a curated record. Lineage: Eukaryota; Viridiplantae; Streptophyta; Magnoliopsida; Malvales; Malvaceae.